Molecule: messenger RNA, 1351 nt
Organism: Trematosphaeria pertusa
Lineage: Eukaryota; Fungi; Ascomycota; Dothideomycetes; Pleosporales; Trematosphaeriaceae
Product: NAD(P)-binding protein
Exons: 2
Coding region: 91-957 (288 amino acids)
Cellular component (GO): cytoplasm
Molecular function (GO): oxidoreductase activity, acting on the CH-OH group of donors, NAD or NADP as acceptor
Source: RefSeq, a predicted model, not a curated record
GUCUACAUAUAUUCAUCCCAGUCACCGCACCCUACUUACUGCACGGUGUGCAUUUAUCAGGGAUUUUAUGAGGCACAUACUCUAUACAAAAUGUCCGAACGAGCAAAAACUGCCUUCAUCACCGGCGGCGCAAGCGGCAUCGGCCGCGCUCUAGCCGAGCGUCUCCUCUCCAAGGGCUGGCACGUAUUCAUCGCCGACCUAAACCACGCCGCCAUGCAAGAAAUGGCUCUCCAACACAACAAGCCGUCCAACUUCGUGCUGCACUACGUAGGCACCGACGUAUCGUCCUGGGGCGCGCAAGUCGGCGUUUUCAAGCAAGCGCUCGAGGUCCUGGGCGGGCGAAUCGACUUCGUAGCCGCGGUUGCAGGAAUCGGCGAGAAGAAGUGGAUCCCGUUUCCGGAGGAGGUUAUGCGGAUGGGCCCGGGGGAGUUUGCGAAGCCGGAUCUGAGCGUGCUGGAUGUCGAUCUUACGGGGUUGCUGUGGACGGUUGCGCUGGCUGUGCAGCAGUUCCGGCGGCAGGAGCCGGAUGCGGAGGGCUGGCGCGGCAAGAUCGGCGUCACGGCUAGUGUGUGUGGGUUCUACAACGUGGCUACGCUGCCGGUGUAUACGGCGGCUAAGCAUGGCGUUGUGGGCUUUACGCGCUCGUACGGCAGGCUGCUGCCCGAGGAGGGGAUCUCGCUCAAUGCGGUUUGCCCUAAUAUCGUCCGCACGAGCAUCAGCACGUCGCAGUUCUACGAUGCGGUGGAGAGGGAGGGCCUGCUGGUGAGCAUGGAGGGCGUGAUUGCCGCGUUCGAGAAGUGCCUAGAGGGUGCAGAGAGUGGGGAGGUGUAUGAGUGUGGGCCGAAGGGCGGGUUUGUGCCGAAGCAGAGCGCUGGGUACUUGGAUGAGGAGAGUAGGAGGAGUAUGGAGUUGCUGACGAAGAGGGCGAGGCCGCUGCAUUAUGUUGGUGAGGAGUAGUGUUUGGCUCGGCGGGGGAUGGAUGGGUGGCAAAUUGGGAAGACGAUGGAUAAAAGGUCAGGGUUAUUUGUAGAUGUGGAUGUGAAGAGGUGGAUGACGAGGAAAAGUGAAAUAAGCAUACAGCACAGCGUCUUGUUGUCAUUACAUCUCUACAUUGGGCUCUGACAGGCGGGCUCGCAUGUCCAAAAGUGAGUUCGAAAUUCUGGCCAGUGCAAGCGGCGUCUAGCAAAUUCUUCCGCGGCGACGAUAGCACGAACCGCAUCGCACUGCGCCAGCACAUGCAAACAUUCCCGCUUCCAUAGCUUCGUGUGUAAUGUAAAUACCGUCUCUUCUUUCUUAACUCCCUAUCGUUUCUCCUUCGUCUUCCUCACAUAUAUAGCUCCCAUACAAGCUC